Molecule: messenger RNA, 498 nt
Organism: Daldinia decipiens
Lineage: Eukaryota; Fungi; Ascomycota; Sordariomycetes; Xylariales; Hypoxylaceae
Exons: 2
Coding region: 1-498 (165 amino acids)
Source: RefSeq, a predicted model, not a curated record
AUGGAGGCCGUGCUGUGCGAGAGGGAUGUAGAACGCCUCAAGUCGCUAAUAGACAAGUACGAAGGACAGGAGGAUGUGUACGAGACAGCAAAGACCAAUCUUUUUGACCACUUCAUGGCCUUGCGGACCAGCCUGGUGAUCGAGAUGCGAAAUAUCACUUGGGCAUACAAAUACUACGCCUUAAAAUAUAGCAGAGUCAUUUUAGAUGUGCUCAAGUCGACCGCUGAGUACCGGCAAGAUAAGCUGGCCAUCAAGCAAGACAUCGACAACGCAGAUGCUGCCACUUCGGGCCUCUACCAGGACGUGCAGGAUGACCAGAUCUUGAGCUUCACGAGUCCCCGCCAAGUCCGCAACUUCUCGUACGAGCUGCUGGCGUCAGGCGAGACCGGCGACAUCUGGGAUCACGCCGACGAACACACAGAUAUGCAACACAUCUACCGAUACUCUAGUAAAUCUUCGCCCCGUCCGGUGUUCAGCACCGUGAUGGAAUUUAUCUAA